This is a messenger RNA of Lactuca saligna, 927 nucleotides long. The record is from the annotation of a GenBank genome assembly. Lineage: Eukaryota; Viridiplantae; Streptophyta; Magnoliopsida; Asterales; Asteraceae.
AUGGGGUAUGAGGGUACUUUUACCCCUACCAUCAAGAAAUUGCUUCCUCCUUGUUGGAAGGACCUAGCUUAUGUGUUUUUGAGCUGUAUUUCUGGCAGGAGAUCCGGUGCAAAUGAAAUCUCCUCAGCUAACACUGAAGCAAUCACAACCUUGGCUGCAGGAAUUGAGUUCAACUUCUCGAAGUUUAUAAUGAAUGAGCUGGUUCUAAAUCUUGAGGGGAAUAAGAGAGAUAAAAUUUUGAUGUACCCAAGAUUUCUGAAAAUCAUCUUCAAUGUUACGCAUCCCGAGCUGCGAAGAGGAAAUGAAACUUUGGAUCUUAAAUCCGUUGGUCCAAGUGCUUUCGGACUAAUGAAACAAAAGAGAGGUGGAAAAUUCGUCUUUGAAGGAAAGUUCCCCUUGAUCAAAUUCAGAAUUUUUGAAGAAAAUGAUCGGUCGGGAUCAGAAGAUCAAUCCAUCCCUAUGGAGUCUGAAGACAUUGUGCAUUCAACCUCUGAACCAGAAUUUGAGGAAAUUCAUGAUUCUUCUACAUCCACCAUGGUGGAGGAACAUGAUUAUCAUAUGGAGGAUGAAACUAAAUCUACUCAUGAGGAUGAUGAUGAUUAUCUCUAUGGUGAUGUAGAAAUUUUGAAGGAAAUUGACUUCACAGGGUUCAGUGAUGAUAUCCCGACAAACAUUGAGCUUGAUCCUAAUGAUGAAGAAUUUGGUCCUCUUCCAGGAUUCCUCAGCAGUUGUCUUAAUAAAGUCAAUGAAGUUGCCUCUUCGGCAACCAAGACUAGGGAAGAAGGAAAUGCUAUCAAAAUUCCGCUCUCCACGUCCAAGCCCAUGGAGGAUGCAUCAAGUCAAGGAGAUGUGAUGUCAGAGAUUCCUCCCUCUGUGUCAACUAUCUCAACAUUUGCUCCAGUUGUUCCUGAUUCAACUCAGCCCUAG